This is a messenger RNA of Magnolia sinica, 2530 nucleotides long. Its product is annotated as stomatal closure-related actin-binding protein 1-like. Gene Ontology annotation, biological process: regulation of stomatal movement; actin filament organization. The transcript is spliced from 14 exons. Lineage: Eukaryota; Viridiplantae; Streptophyta; Magnoliopsida; Magnoliales; Magnoliaceae. The coding region runs from base 498 to 1985 and encodes 495 amino acids. Gene Ontology annotation, molecular function: actin binding. The record is from RefSeq and is a predicted model, not a curated record.
CGCAUUUAUGAGUGGAGAGAGACGGAGAGAGAGAGAGAGAGAAAGGGCGGCUUUUCUUCUCUUUUUGGGUUUUUGAAAAAAGCAGACUCUCUUCAAAUUCCAAUCUCAAAUCGAAGUUCUGCUGUAGAAGAAUCCAAAAAGUAAAGUAAUCCAACUUCUCUGAAAAUCGUUUCCUUGGGCUCCACCUUCCGUGCACUCCGCCGCCGGCGGGAUUCCCGACGCACUUCCAUCCAAAACGGGAUUCCAAAAAAUGGCAUUUUGGAACGCGCGUCGGGAUUCCCGCCUGUGUUUAUCGUCUGCCUGAGCUGUCGAUGUGGCGGUUUGCGGGGUUCUGCGUCUGUAGAAUCCGAAACCGCGGGUUGCGGUAGCGGAAGAAAUCGGGACGGUUCAUUUGGCUGGCCCUAUGAUGGAUGGACGAUACAGAUGGUUAAGGGUCAGUUUGGCUGUUUUGUUGUCGUCGGACAAAUAGGAUUGUCUGGCAUAUUUAGUUUGGGUUGAUGACGAGGGUAAGCCGUGAUUUUGGAGACACGAUGCAGCAAGAGGCCGUUCUGUCGGUGUCAACCGAUGUGAGCUUUAUUUCGAAUGGUUUUCCAGAUUAUAAGAUAGGAGCUAACAAUCGAAUUGUUGAAGCAAAUGAGGGUACAGAAGUAUUGUCCAUGAAGGAGGUUGUUGCACAGGAAACUGCUCAGUUGCUAGAGCAGCAAAAGCGUCUGUCAGUGCGUGACCUUGCUCGUAAGUUCGAGAAAGGGUUGGCUGUUGCUGCUGAGUUGUCUGACGAGGCUAAGUUUAGAAAGGCAGCUUCCUUGGAGCGGCAUGCCCUUCUUAAAAAGCUCAGGGAUGUUCUAGAAUCACUGAAAGGCCGUGUGGCUGGUCGAAACCAGGAUGAUGUGGAGGAAGCUAUCUCUAUGGUGGAAGCUUUAGCAGUUCAGUUGACUCAUAGAGAGGGAGAGCUACUUAAAGAAAAAUCAGAAAUGAAAAGGCUGGCAAAUCUUCUCAAGCAGGCUUCAGAGGAUUCCAAAAAAGUGGUUGAAGUGGAAAGGGCUUUUGCUCGUGCUGAAAUUGAAAAUGCUAGAGCGGCAGUGCAGAGAGUUGAACAAGCCUUUCUGGAACAAGAACAGAUUUUAAAAAAUUCUGAAAAACAGGACUUGGAAGAAUUAAUGAAGGAGGUUCAAGAGGCUAGGAGAAUCAAAAUGCUGCAUCAACCAAGCAAGGUAAUGGACAUGGAACAUGAACUCCAAGCAUUACGUUUCCAGCUUGCUGAGAAGUCUAUGUAUUCUCUUCAGCUUCGGAAAGAGCUGGCAAUGAGCAAAAGGCUUGAGGAAAACAUACCCCAUUUUUAUGAAUUAGAUGGUUUUGAAAGAUUAGGUUCAUAUUUACAUAUCAUUCCUUGCACGGAUAACACACCUGACAUUUCAAAAUGUACUAUUCAAUGGUUUCGCAUAGCAUCUGAAGGAGACAAGAAGGAAUUGAUUUCAGGGGCCACAAAAUCAGUUUAUGCUCCAGAACCUUUUGAUGUUGGGCGAUUUUUGCAAGCUGAAAUUGUUUCAGAUGACCAAAGAGUUGUAGUAACAACCACUGGCCCCAUAGAUCCUGCUGCAGGGUUGGGAAGCUAUGUAGAGGCACUUGUAAGGAAACCUGAUACUGAGUUCAAUGUAGUUGUUACUCAUAUGAAUGGACUUGUUCAUCCAUCGCAGUCCAUUCAUGUGUUUCAUGUUGGAAAAAUGAGGAUAAAGCUUCGGAAGGGAAAGGUUACUAAGGCAAAAGAGCCUUACUCCACUUCAAUGCAGAUUUGCGGAGUUAGAGGGGGUGGUAAUGCUGCAGCUCAGGCAUUGUUUUGGCAAGUGAAGAAAGGACUUUUCUUCAUGUUAGCCUUCGAGUCGGACCGAGAAAGGAAUGCGGCAAUCAUGCUUGCAAGGAGGUUCGCAUUUGAUUGCAAUGUCAUGCUUGCUGGACCGGAUGAUCGAGCUCCUCUAGGAACCCAAUAAACUAGCUCAGCUUCUCCUUGUACUAAUGUAAGUAUUCCAAGGCUUUCGGACUGGAGGAAUUAUAUGAUCCUCAGCACGAGGAUAUAUGUAUGACAUCCUUUGGCCUCUGGACAUGGCCAGUUCUCUUGAUUUCUUGAUCUGGUGGGCCACACCAAAGGAUAGGUCAUGCGCUGAAAUCUCCAUUAGAACAAUCAAAACCCUUCGAUUGGCAGCAAGAAAAAUGACAAAUAAUACAAAACAUACAUCAACAAUCUGCAUUCAACAGAUAGGCUACACUCUGUAAGAUAUCUGGGGCAUCACCUGUGGUGGGGUCCAUAAUAUCAAUGGUCUGGAGUAAUGAACCAUGGGGUCCACUUGUACAAAAAAAGGGUCCUGGGGAUUCUUUGCAUAUCCUUGGGCCGGGGAUCCUAUUACUCCAGUGAAAUGUAUGACUAUCUAUAUAUGGUUGUAACAGUUUAAAUAAAUUUGAUGUUGAGGCAUCCACCAUUACAAUGGUUGCUUCUCACCCCCACCAAGGCAUCCUUUUAUUUGCCUUCUUAUCUUUA